CAUAACACUACGAAGCCAGCAGCAGCACAGCAGUACGUACACAUAGACACACAAGUUCAGACUCAGCAGUCUUCUAUUUCUACUCACCACACGUGAAGAUUUGAUUCGAGUUUCUGAACCCAAUCAGUGACCGAUCCGUCAGACAGACGCAAUGACAGCCGAAAGCGCUCCACGAGACAGGUAUAAUGCUGUAUGGAUCAUAUUCUUCAUUCUGGGCCUGGGAACUCUGCUGCCAUGGAAUUUCUUCAUGACUGCUACCAUGUACUUCACCCAGCGUCUGAAGGACCCACAGACCCAUGGAGAACACAAUCAGACAGUCAACGGGUCGGUGGUGAUAGAGGGUGACACCCGUAACGUCCUGGAGUCAAAGUUCAACAACGUGAUGACGCUGUGUGCCAUGGUACCGCUGCUCAUCUUCACCUGCCUCAACUCCUUCAUCCACCAGAGGAUUCCUCAGAAGUUGAGGAUCUCAGGCAGUCUGUCUGUCAUUUUCGUGGUGUUUCUCAUCACAGCUGUGCUGGUGAAGGUGGAGAUGGAGCCCCUGCCGUUCUUUGCAUUCACUAUGAUCAAAAUCAUCUGCAUCAACUCGUUCGGAGCCAUUCUGCAAGGGAGUCUGUUUGGUUUGGCUGGAAUGCUCCCAGCGUCCUACACUACGCCCAUCAUGAGCGGACAGGGCCUGGCAGGGGCGUUUGCGGCCUUCUCCAUGAUCUGUGCGCUCGCCUCGGGCUCAGCGUUACAGGACAGUGCCUUCGGCUACUUCAUCAUUGCCUGUGUGGUCAUUCUCCUGGCCAUCGUCUCUUACCUCGCUCUGCCUAAAAUGGAGUUUUUCCAGUAUUUCUCUGAGAGCAGUGGCUCUCGAUCCAGCGCUGAUCAGGAAAACAAGAUGGAUUUGCUUAAACCAGAAGGUCAAAGAGAGAAGAGCCUGACUGAUGAAGAGAGCAGACCCGCCGUGUCAGUGUUUGGCAUCUUCAAACAGAUCUGGGUGAUGGCUCUUUCUGUGUGCUUCGUGUUCGCUGUCACCAUCGGCAUCUUCCCAGCCGUCACUGUUGAGGUGAAGACCACUGUUGUUGAAGAGGGGAACGGUUGGGAUACUUACUUCAUCCCUGUGUCCUGCUUCCUCCUGUUUAACAUGAUGGACUGGGUCGGCAGGAGCCUGACUGCUGUCUGUAUGUGGCCUGGUAAAGACAGCAUCUGGCUGCCCGUCCUGGUCAUCGCACGCUUGGUGUUCGUUCCUCUCUUCAUGCUCUGUAACGUUCAGCCCAGACACUACCUGCCUGUGGUGUUCGCUCACGACGCCUGGUACAUCAUCUUCAUGAUCCUCUUCUCCUUCAGCAACGGAUACCUGGCCAGCCUCUGCAUGUGCUUCGGACCAAAGAAAGUAUCUCAACAUGAAGCAGAAACCGCAGGGGCCAUCAUGGCUUUUUUCCUCUCUCUUGGCUUGGCUGUGGGAGCCGCGUUAUCCUUCGGUUUCCGGGCCAUGAUCUAGAAGCAUGGCCUGGUUCUCAGUAUGAUGAAGAUGAACUUUAACCCUAGAUACACACAGAGCCAGAGAGAAUGUGUAUCCGUUUGUCUGUAAUGAAGUGGAACUGUUAUAGACAAUAUUCACACCAGGAUUCUAAGAAGGAGCAUCUUCAUCAACAUCAGGAUAUUAUGAGCAUCAUCAUCUUCAUCAGACAUAAAACGAGCCAAAUCUGUUUUCAUUUUUUAUUUUUUUUAAUACUUUUUGUAAAGUGUGCCAAUUCUGUAUUUAGCAAUAAUGUAUAGUUCAGGUUAACCCCUUUCCGUUUUAGUUAUUUUUAACAUUUGUGUGAGCACUAACCGUUUUAAUUGUCCUGUUCUAGUUUCGUUUAGCGAUGGCAGAGACGUGCAGCUAGGGCAGUAGUUCACUGCAAAACAUAUUUUUUAAUUUCCCGUUUUUAAAAUGACUUAAAAUUAAAAAUGACUUUUUUGAUAUUAUAUAAGGUCUUGUUUUAUGAAAAAUCUAUCCCAAUUAAGUACGUUUAUGCUUAAAAAAAAGUAUCUACCAUAUAAUCUGGUUUUGCCUUUGAAUUAAAUUUGUUUGUCUUGCAUUAUUGGCAGAUAUUUUUACUUGUAAUUUUUCUAGUAAUUUUGAUAGUUUGAUAAAACAAGACUUAGCAUCAAAAGUCAUUUUUAAGUAAAUGUCUCUUCAUUUAAGCAUAUACUGAUACUGAAAACGAGGCAAAAAUACUGAUUGCAGUGGUUCUAGAUUAAUCGUACUGUAUCACAUCAUUAAAGGGCCCCAGCUGAAGUUUAGAGUGGUGUUUUGAAGAUUAAGAUCUGUUCAGAUGUCUGCUGUUUAUUUUGCAAUGCAUUUGAUUUGAACAUGUUUUCAAAUAUUUAGCCAUAAUACAUUUUGUAAGAGUUAAGAGUGAAGGUCUAAAAGUGUUACAUUUGAACUUAUUAUUUAUACGUGUUUUUUUAAACUGCUUUUUUUUAAUGAAAUGUUAUUAAUGCAGCAUGUAUGACACAAUUUUACACCAUGUAAAUGCACAACUUUCUUUGGUGCCUUUUGAAUGAGAUGUUAAAAAAAAAAAAAAUGUACGGUGGGUGGGUGGGUUUGUGAAUGGAAGGGAAU
Carassius auratus (goldfish) is the source of this 2596-nucleotide messenger RNA. Its product is annotated as equilibrative nucleoside transporter 1-like. Gene Ontology annotation, cellular component: plasma membrane. The record is from RefSeq and is a predicted model, not a curated record. Gene Ontology annotation, molecular function: nucleoside transmembrane transporter activity. Gene Ontology annotation, biological process: uridine transmembrane transport. NCBI's taxonomy places the organism in Eukaryota, Metazoa, Chordata, Actinopteri, Cypriniformes, Cyprinidae. Bases 152 to 1486 code for a protein of 444 amino acids. The transcript is spliced from 14 exons.